This is a messenger RNA of Sorex araneus (European shrew), 1549 nucleotides long. It is a transcript of the gene RBFA, whose product is annotated as ribosome binding factor A. Bases 78 to 1106 code for a protein of 342 amino acids. The transcript has 7 exons. The record is from RefSeq and is a predicted model, not a curated record. NCBI's taxonomy places the organism in Eukaryota, Metazoa, Chordata, Mammalia, Eulipotyphla, Soricidae. Gene Ontology annotation, biological process: rRNA processing.
UCGCCCCGCCCACCGCGCGUCGCCCCGCCCGCGCGCACUGCGCCGGCUGCGCCGGCCGGGGGCUCGGACUCGGCGUCAUGUGGCCUGCGGCGCGCGCCCCGUGGGUGUCCUGUCCAGGCUUGGGGGCGUUGCUGGGCAGCCGGCUCUUGGGGCUGCAGCCGCGGGCCCUUCACGGCUCGCCGGCCUCGUGCGGCAAGAACCUGCUCAAGAAGUUCGCGUCCAGAACCAGAAAAAAGUUUUGGUAUGAAGGUCCUUCCUUGGGCACCCACUUGACUCAGAAGCCAUCCCAGCUAGAAUUCCUAACCAAGAGUAAUUCGAAGAAGACCAAGAAGGAAGACCACAUCCGCCAGAGGGCCCUGAAUGGCCUUCUCUACAAAGCCUUGACUGAUCUGCUGUGUACCCCUGAAGUGAGCCAGGAAGUCUGUGACCUGAAUGUGGAGCUCUCCAAGGUCUCUCUGACUUCAGACUUCUCCGCAUGCCGCGUAUACUGGAAGAGCACACUGUCUGCUGAGCAGAACACGCACACCCAGGCCGUCCUACAGAGGAGUGCAGCACACAUGAGGCAUCUUUUGUUGUCUCUUCAGACCCUGAGGAACAUACCUCCUAUAGUAUUUGUUCAGGACAAAGGAAAUGCUGCUCUUGCAGAGGUGGACCAGCUGCUGGCCGCUGCUGAUUUUGGACCCCCAGAAGAGAAGGAAGACUUCGCACAGAGUAACUUCAGAGACCCUGAGGCCCCAUCUCGGUGUGCUCCCCAGGCUCCUCCUGCAUACUCAAGCCUGUAUGGGAUUGACCAUGAGGCACUAAACAAGCAGAUCAUGGAGUACAAGCGGAGAAAGGAGAAAGGACAAGGGCAGGGCAGCGGGUUCCUGCUGGGGCCACAACACAGAGCGGAACAGACUGGACUGAUGCACAAGAGGAAGAAGAAGGCUAGGUCUCGCGUGGACCUGGAUGUUUCCCCCAGGGGUCCUUUGUGGAGUCCUGUAGCUGAACAUUACUUGGAUGGUGGUGGUGGUGCCCCAGAGGAAUAUUUCCUGGGGCACGAAUGGGAAGGCCCAGAAGCAGAGCCAGAGGCUGUAAGAAAAGAUCAGAAGGGCGGAAGCAACUGAAGGGGACCCGUUUCACAGACAGGCCAAGGGACAGCACACGGAGGCUUCACAGAAAUCCUUGAUACAGGGCAUCUCUGAACUCACUACUCCUCUUGUGGUGUGCCAGCACUGCCUCUGUUCAGAGGAGAUGGCCUGAGAAAGCCUGUCCCCUCUCUUGGAUUGGCAGCGGCCCAGCCAGCUAUUCUGUGCAACUGUGCCCUUCCCUCACUGCACUUGUCUAACCACGUCAGUCCUGGGCACUGAGAAGGUUUGGUCCACAUUUCUGUGUCUUUUGAUGGUGAUAUCAAUGUUGGAAAACUGUUCCAUGCUUGUGCUGAAUUGCUGGCUUGUUUUCUCAGAACAGGAAGGCUAUGAUGAGCCUUCAGAGAAAAUGCUCAGAUUAGAUGAGCCUCACUCAGGCUUGUCAGUGCUGCUGAAGAAAAUAAAAUGAAUAUAAAGCCUGA